AUGGCUAUUGAGAACGAAUCAAAUCAGAUGGUUCUAUUUAUCAAUCUUUCUGACUUGCUCCUACGGAACCAAGAGGUCGAAAAGAUUGAGAAAAAUCGGUCAUUCACAACCACUGAUGAAGGAUUUCUCGAAAAGUUAAGGAUUAGUAACGAGCUCCUCCGUCUCAGUCUUUGCAGGGCUUGGAAGUCCUUCCCUAUUGGUCAAGCUACUUACGCUCCUAGCAAAGAUCACUUUCCGAGAGUAUGUAAGAGGGAUCGGCCAUAG
Molecule: messenger RNA, 264 nt
Organism: Dovyalis caffra
Lineage: Eukaryota; Viridiplantae; Streptophyta; Magnoliopsida; Malpighiales; Salicaceae
Source: the annotation of a GenBank genome assembly